GAUAGUGCCAGCACCAACAAACCAGAAACAAUUGACGCAAAACAAUUUCAGACAGAAGAGUGGAAUUAAUUAAUCCAGAAAUGGAAUCGGACAAAAUCAAACAGAAAUAUUCUGUUGUAUUUCGCUGCACGGUGACCAAAUGCUCAUACACAACAAAGCGACUCUUCAACCUGCAACGCCAUGCGAAAACGCACACAAAAGAGCAUUGGCGCUCCAAGAGAUUCCCUUGUCCCUGUUGCGCUUAUGCUGCUGCAACUCGAGCACAUCUCCGACGACACAUGGCGAACAAGCAUCCAACGGAAGACAUCUCAGCUCACGAUCUAACUGUCCUUUCCUACGAGGAAGUGGAACAAAUGGAGCGCAAGCAUGAGGAGUCACAAGUCAAGGAAGAGAAAUCCGAGUUCAUCGAGGGUCCCGUUACAGUGCUGCAAAUGGUCACUCCGCUAAGUCCGCAGACGGAACCGUUACCGGGUGAAAUGUACUGCAAUGUCACGUUGGAGGGCGAAGCAUUCAGACUGAUUCCAGUGGCCUUGCUUCCCGCCGAAGAAGUCAAAGCUGAGCUUUAACAAGGACAGAGAUAGGCGUCCUCUGCCAUCCAAUAAAUAAGGAAAAUCGAUCCUUGCAGCUUUGUAGGCCACAAUACUGAAGUCUGAAACUUGGAGCAUUAAUCAACUGCGGCAACCGUUAUUUGUGCAGAUGUAACUAGUCACGACAUGGGAAAGUCGGAAUAAAACCAUCCGGAAUAGGAGACUCAUGUCAGGAUUUCUGAAGAGGUUGGGAUUACAACAUGGUGCAAGUUGUCUCUAAAAGAUCACCAAUCAUUUUAAAGUGAAUGGGAAAAUAUAAAAUUGGAAGUAAAAUUAUUCCAAAACCAUAAAGAGGAAUAUUCAACUAAUUCAAAGACAUAAAUAAAUGAAUUCUGUGUAAAAAUUAUAUUUAUUGUCCUCUAGUUAAUCUAUUAAUGUAUCUGACAAUUGCUUUGUUAAUAUGAUUUGCGAAUUAAGUUUAAUUUAUUAA
Messenger RNA from Drosophila albomicans, 1017 nucleotides. RefSeq names its product RE1-silencing transcription factor-like. The transcript is spliced from 2 exons. Lineage: Eukaryota; Metazoa; Arthropoda; Insecta; Diptera; Drosophilidae. The record is from RefSeq and is a predicted model, not a curated record. Bases 81 to 566 code for a protein of 161 amino acids.